This is a messenger RNA of Condylura cristata (star-nosed mole), 1047 nucleotides long. It is a transcript of the gene PSMB5, whose product is annotated as proteasome (prosome, macropain) subunit, beta type, 5. The transcript has 3 exons. The coding region runs from base 37 to 828 and encodes 263 amino acids. NCBI's taxonomy places the organism in Eukaryota, Metazoa, Chordata, Mammalia, Eulipotyphla, Talpidae. The record is from RefSeq and is a predicted model, not a curated record. Gene Ontology annotation, cellular component: proteasome core complex. Gene Ontology annotation, molecular function: threonine-type endopeptidase activity.
UCUCGCAGCGGGGAGUUCCUUUUGCCCUCACUAGACAUGGCGCUGGCCAGUGUGUUGGAGAGACCGCUAGCGGUGAACCAGCGUGGGUUUUUCGGACUCGGAGGUCGUGCGGACCUGCUGGACCUGAGUCCUGGGAGUCCCAGUGAUGGACUGAGCCUGGCCGCGCCGAGCUGGGGUGUCCCAGACGAGCCGAGAAUCGAAAUGCUUCAUGGAACCACCACCCUGGCCUUCAAGUUUCGCCACGGAGUCAUUGUUGCAGCAGACUCCCGGGCCACAGCCGGUGCCUACAUUGCCUCCCAGACGGUAAAGAAGGUGAUUGAAAUCAACCCUUAUCUGCUGGGCACCAUGGCUGGGGGUGCAGCCGAUUGCAGCUUCUGGGAACGGCUACUGGCUCGGCAAUGUCGAAUCUAUGAGCUUCGAAACAAGGAACGCAUCUCCGUAGCAGCGGCCUCCAAACUGCUGGCCAAUAUGGUGUAUCAGUAUAAAGGCAUGGGGCUGUCCAUGGGCACCAUGAUCUGUGGCUGGGAUAAGAGAGGCCCUGGCCUCUACUAUGUGGACAGUGAAGGAAACCGGAUCUCAGGAGUUACCUUCUCUGUAGGUUCUGGCUCUGUGUAUGCCUAUGGAGUCAUGGAUCGGGGCUACUCCUAUGACCUGGAAGUGGAAGAGGCCUAUGACUUGGCUCGUCGAGCCAUCUAUCAAGCCACAUACAGGGAUGCCUAUUCAGGAGGUUCAGUCAACCUCUACCAUGUCCGAGAGGAUGGCUGGAUCCGAGUCUCCAGUGACAAUGUCGCUGAUCUGCAUGACAAGUACAGUGAAUCUACUCCCUGAAGGAGGGGGGGAUGUGGCCACUUGGAUUUCUUGGGGUGACUGUUGUUGAUAAUAUGGUUACAGCACACCAUCCCGUAGUGAGGGGGUUCCUACUUAUAUUGAUAAUUUUUUUUUAAGCUCUGGUGCAUUGACCAGAUGCAAUGUUACUAGUUAAUGAGCUGCUGCAGGGGCAUAUUUGUUCUACUUUCUUGGAUGUUAACAUUACACUACUCCAUCUCA